AUGAAGCAUAUUGCACUGCUGAAAGUCAUAUUGCACUGACCGCAAAGUCAUAUUGCACUGACCGCAAAACGCCCCUCUGGCAAUUAGACAGACAAUUAAAUUAAAAUUAAAUUAAUACGCAUGAGAAAUAACAAGUAUCAAAGUAUGUCCAGCCAUGCAGGAAUGAAUAUUCAGCACUGCUGGAGUUUCUUCUUGCAACCGUGCAGGUUUUAAAAUUGUCCAAGAUUUAUUUUGUGGAAGAUUCUGUGUUCCUAGAUCGACCUAGUCCUCGACAUCGUGAUGCAUGUCAAUUCUGCUUCACCGUAGCACUAGAAGUGGCUCUUUUUGCUGGGGGCAUGAGCUGUUUUGCAGCAGUGUAGAAGCGAGCUUUCUUGGCUUGGUUAUGAGGCCGAGCGUAGACCAGCAGCUAGUAUUCACUGAGUAGUGGGGUGGGGCUGUUUCUUUGCAGCAGUAAGUGGGGCGGGGCUGUUUUGCAGCACCAGAAGUGGGGUGGGGCUGUUUUGCAGAUUUCAGUUAAAACUCCAACAAUUUUGUAUCAAGCCAUUCGUCGGUCAUGCCAAUCUUAUACGCUGCAGAUACUGGCGUCUAGAAGAGAGAAGAGAUGGAGCUGUGUCUAGAGUUGUCUCUGUCUUUUUUUGUGCUGUUUAUAUUGUGUUACUAGGACAGUGUUAUGUUGCUAUGCCCUCGGGAUAUAAACUAGUUAUAACACGUGCACUCGGGCUGCAUGGCAUAUAUUGCACUCAGCCCUCGGGGCUGGCGCCCUCGUGCUUCAGUGCAAUAUAUUCCAUACAUCCCUUGUGCCCGUGUUAUAACUAUAACUUAAUUUCAAUGAAACCACACAAUCAUAAUGGAUCAUUGAUUAUUGAAAUGCAUGAUUGCAUCCCCAUGCAUGCAUAGUUAUACUUGAGAGUGCAUCUCCAUACACCACUUGUACUUGAAAUACACAGAUGACAUCUUAAAAAAUCCACCAGGAGGCUUGAAAGUGGGCAGGCUUUUACACAUCAUGAGCAAAGACCUUUGCCCAACCUUUAUAAUCAAGUCAAUGGACAAUGAGAAGAAAAUGUGAGUCCUCCUGUGGAAACCUCAAAAGAGGUAAUCCCAGAAACCCCCUCCUCCCUCCUCCCCUCUCUGACAGUCCCUGCAGUUGAGGAACAGACCUCUCCUAGAAGAUUUAGUGCCCUAACAAAGAAGCCAAGAAAAUGUGCCCGAAUUGUUAGCUCAGACGAAGAAGAUGGAGAAAGUUCUUCUGAAGUGAAUGGAUUAUUCAAACGUAGAAAACUCUUCACAACUUCAACACAAGUGAAAGGUGUCUCAGUAAAAGAUGCUAUAGACGUUGAAGAUGUAAUAUCCGAUUCAGAUUCUUCUCCAGAUUUGAUAAGAAACCGAAAACAGGUCCCUCGACCUAGACGCUCAGUGUACAUACAGAGCGACAGUGACUCAGAUGUACCCUCCAGCAAUGAUAGACGUCGUGCAAUGGAGCUCAAAGAAUCAUCAGAAUGGCUUAGCAACUCAAGAAGAAAGCUCCAGAAAAUUGCAUUUCAGAAAAGCAAGAUUACAAACGAUUUAGAAGAAAUUAAAAUGCACAGUGAAGCCGCUAGAAACUGUAAGAAGGUCAAGAAAAGAAUAUUAAUAGAAAGUAGCGAUAGCGAUGAUGAUCGUAGUUCAUCAAAAACAAAGUUGUCGUCAAUGGAAACCAAACAAAGUGUACAGUCUUGUGACACUACUGCUGAUGUGGUGGAUUUGACUGAUAGUUAUCGUGAUGAGUACAGUGGGUCAGAAUCAGAGGAAGAUGGUUAUUCCGUCAAACAGAAGAAGUCAAUCCUCAAGUUUAUGAAUGAUUCCUCCCUGGAUGAGCUGUGUGAUAUUCCACGCUGCUCUCUUACCAAGGCUAAACUGAUUGACAAACACCGACCCUUUGAAACCUGGAAGCAUUUGGUGGAGGGUCUUGUUGCAAAGAAGGGUCUUAGUGAACAGUUGCUGGAGGGCUGUCUGGCACUACUGGCAGAGAGGAAGGUUCUUGUUAGACUACUGGCUCAAUGCAGGACCAUCUCCACCUCCAUCCAAGACAAGUUCUCUCACCUGCAAAACUCAGAGUGUGUGAGUACUACUGGAGAUGAUGUGGUGUACUCGGCACAACCUGCUGUUAUGAACCCAAGUGUUCAGUUGAAGGAGUAUCAAUUGCUUGGUCUCAACUGGUUGGUCCUGCUACACUCUCAAGACCUCAAUGCAAUACUGGCUGAUGAAAUGGGUCUUGGUAAGACAGUAGAGGCGAUAUCGUUCCUGUCCCACCUCUAUCAGCUGGGCUCCAGUGGUCACUUCCUUGUCGUGGUCCCCUCCUCCACUCUAGACAAUUGGGUUCGUGAGUUUGAGGUGUGGUGUCCAGCCAUGACAGUCAUAGCGUACUGGGGUUCCCAACAGGACAGGUCUCAGAUGAGAUAUGAGAUUCUUUCCAAUCGUGAUAACUUUGAUGUCAUCCUCACAACGUACAAUGUGUGUAUAGGUCAGGCUGAGGACAGGAAGUUCUUUAGGAAGCUCUCUCUAGACUGUCUCGUACUGGACGAGGGACACAUGCUCAAGAACAUGAACUCACUGCGAUACACACACCUCAUGAAAAUACAGGCGAAGAGGAGACUCCUGCUCACGGAGACUCCACUACAGAACAACCUGCUGGAGCUCAUGUCUCUACUCAGUUUCGUUAUUCCGUUCUCUGCUCAAAUCAGAAACACCUUCUCUAGAGCUAGGAGAGUGGACGAGUUGAGUGCCUACUACCAGGAGCAAGUGAGACAGGCCAAGCAGAUCAUGACACCCUUCACACUGCGGAGGCUCAAGUCACAAGUGCUGAGUCAGCUCCCGGCCAAGGUGUCCAGUACGGAGCAUUGUCAGCUGACGGAGACUCAAUGUGAUGAGCUCAACAAGAGGAUGGACGUGAUGGUAGACCUUCGCAAGGCCACCAACCAUCCCCUACUCCUGAGACAUCACUACACUGACCACACCCUACACUGCAUGGUGAGGGCCAUCCUAAAGGAGCCCAGUCACAGAGAUGCUGCUCCCAACCUUGUGUGGGAGGAUAUGAGUGUAAUGUCAGACUUUGAGCUGCACAACCUCUGCACACUGUACAAGUCACUAUCAGAAUACGCUCUACCCGGGAGCUUGGUGGGAAUGUCAGGAAAAUGUGAAUUCCUGUCAAAAAAAUUAUCACAACUGAAAAAGAAUGGUGAUCGUGUGUUGGUGUUCAGUCAGUUUACAAUGAUGCUCGACAUUCUUGAGGUGUUUCUACAGCAACAAGGCCACGCCCACCUCCGACUGGACGGCCAGACACCCGUCACUGAGAGGCAGGGGCUAAUAGACCAGUUCAAUGAACAGGAGAGCAUCUUCGUGUUCCUACUAUCAACAAGGGCUGGGGGUCUUGGCAUCAACCUCACCUCAGCCAAUGUGGUCAUCAUCCAUGAUAUAGACUUUAACCCCUACAACGACAAGCAGGCCGAGGACCGUUGUCACAGGGUCGGCCAGACCAGGGAUGUGACGGUGCUGAGGCUGGUGGGUGGUGGGACAGUGGAAGAGGACAUCCUCCAGUGUGCACAGAGCAAGCUGCGACUGGAGCACGACCUCACAGCCUCCACUGACCACGAUGAUAAAUUGGACGUGACUGGUCUCCUACAGAAGGCUCUAGCAAGAUCUCAAACUAUGAACCUCCCAACCUAACACUAUUGAGUAUACUUCUCAUCUAUUAUCAGAUCAGUGUUGUGUUUUAUUGUCAGUGAGAAUAUGUGAUUUUGUAACUAUUAUUCCAAGCAAAUCAAAUCAGUUUUUAUUGUACAAUAUAUUUGAAACCACACAAUCAUAACAGA
Halichondria panicea is the source of this 3848-nucleotide messenger RNA. RefSeq names its product SWI/SNF-related matrix-associated actin-dependent regulator of chromatin subfamily A containing DEAD/H box 1-like. Gene Ontology annotation, cellular component: nucleus. The coding region runs from base 1474 to 3702 and encodes 742 amino acids. NCBI's taxonomy places the organism in Eukaryota, Metazoa, Porifera, Demospongiae, Suberitida, Halichondriidae. The record is from RefSeq and is a predicted model, not a curated record. Gene Ontology annotation, molecular function: ATP-dependent chromatin remodeler activity; chromatin binding; ATP binding. The transcript is spliced from 19 exons.